Messenger RNA from Drosophila takahashii, 1047 nucleotides. RefSeq lists its product as uncharacterized. The record is from RefSeq and is a predicted model, not a curated record. NCBI's taxonomy places the organism in Eukaryota, Metazoa, Arthropoda, Insecta, Diptera, Drosophilidae.
CCGGCCGCGAUCUCCAUUCCAUACUCAAUUGCAAUAAUUUCCAAAUCAAACCAAAACAAUUCCUUUUUUUUUUAUUUCCCGUUUUCGCAGCCCAUUAAAUUCAAAACCGUAAACUAGUAAGCCAUUUAUAUUCCGCCGUAAAGUUUCGCCAUGGCCGCCGCGACCCAAAUCGCCCCAAAUCGCCAGUCGGAGCCGAAAUUUCCCACCGCAAUGCCGCGAGGAUCGGGUGCGGUCACGGUGAACCCCAAUCCCAAUCCUGCAGUGCCCAAAUCCCCGGACGGACUCACCGCAUUGGUGGCCAGGAAGAGCAUAACGUCCAUGUCGGAUGAGGAGAUAAUCCAGGAGAACCUCAACGAAAUCCUCGACCUCAAGUCGCGCGAGGAACGAAAAGCUAAUGGACGCCUGGUGGCUGUGAUCGUCUGUUUUCUGGUGCUCUUCCUGGCCGUCUACCACGCCUGCGUUCGGAAGUCGGAGAACUCGCUGGCCGGCGUCCUCGUGCCGGCGGGCAUCAUGCUCUCCUACGGCGCCUGGGUGGCCGUUCUAGCCAAAAGGGACAAGCACCGGCGGGCCAUGUUUGAGCGGCACAUCGAGGAGGUGGCCCUGAAGAACAAGAUCGAGCUGGAGGAGAAGCAUGCCCGCCAUGCGAAGCACUCGCAUUCGCAUCAUGGUCACUCCACGGAUUCCACGGGCAGUGCCUCCAGCACUCUGCACUAUGUGAACGAACUGCUGCCGAAUGGGGAGCACCGCAAGAAGCAGCGACGCCAUCGGCACAAGGAGCGCUCCGGGGAGAGGGAUCAGGAGCAUCAUCAUCAUCAGAGUCAUCAGGAGAUCGGAAUACAUCGAGGGGGGCCGCCCAAGAGGCCCAGUUUCCGGCAGAAGCUCUUCGGCCAGACCAUCGCCCAUGUGAAGCUGGUGGAGGCCCAGAGCGACAGCACGGAUUCCGCUGGCGGAGCGGGUCCGAGUUCAAAGCCAGUUCGGAGUACGAGUUCCCAUAGUAAUCAGAAUCCCAAUCCGAAUCCCAAUCGCCAGCGGCUACAGGUGCCAUAG